AUGUCCGGAGCAGCUGGAGGCGAUCGAAGGGUGAAAACGUCGAAUGGUAAGUGUUUUGAUUUUAGUGCUUUGGCUUUUAGGAUUUAAAUUUUUGGUAAAUCGCAGCUUGACCAAUCAGACGUGAUGAAGAAUACGGAUUUUCGCAAAUAAGAGUUAACUUUCCCGUAAUUUCCAGGAGAAACUUAUAUCCCAGCUAGCCAAAGGCCAGAUGGUACAUGGAGAAAACCGUUGAAGGUAAAAGAAGGCUACAUUCCUGCGGAUGAACGGCCGAGAUUUCAAUGUCGAGCUCAAAGAGAAGCUGAAGAUCGAGCGUCGAAACCAAAGUUCCCAGUUGGUUGGUCUCCCAAAGAACUUCAAAAAGAAGCCAAGAAGGUCGCAGACGAGAAAAAGAAACGGGCUGAGAUGCCGGUAGCAGCGGUGGAAUCAAAAAAUGUUCCAGUUACCCAAAGCGACCACAUUCAGAAGAAAAUUCAUGGUUUGAAGAAGAAAUUGGAUGAUAUCGAUAAGAUUCAGGUGAGGUUUAGAGUUGAAAAUGCGAUGCAAAGCGUUAAAACUGUUUAUUUUUUAAAGUUUUAUUUUAAUUUUGUCAAAAAACGAGUUUUUUCCAAAAAAGAAAAAUUUUGGGCUCAGCCGGUGAUCGAAACCGGGGCCUCUCGCACCCAAAGCGAGAAUCAUACCACUAGACCACUGAGCCGCGGUUUCAAGAGAGACGAAGAGCUUUUACUUUUCGGAGGAGUUUUUUACGCCAUUUGGAGAAGUUUUUCUCCCAUUUCUCUAUUAGAAACUGAAAAAAAUUCCGUUUCGUUUUGAUGUAUUUAUUCUAAAAUUAAUUUACAAUUAUUUACAGAAGCGAAUUGACACUGGUGAGCUGAAGAAUCCGGAGAAAACUCAAUUGGAAAAGAUUGAGAGAAGACCCGUUAUAACCGAUGAAAUUGAAAAAUUGACGGCCGAACUCGAGAAUCUCGCCACAUAA
Bursaphelenchus xylophilus (pine wood nematode) is the source of this 973-nucleotide messenger RNA. NCBI's taxonomy places the organism in Eukaryota, Metazoa, Nematoda, Chromadorea, Rhabditida, Aphelenchoididae. The record is from the annotation of a GenBank genome assembly.